CUGUCCAGAGCCAUGGCCUACCAACAGAAACUGGCUGAAAAGCUCACCAUCCUCAACAACAGGGGCAACGGGGUCCUGAUACGCAUGAACUACAUUAAGAAGACAUGUUCAGACCCUAAGCUACGACCAUCCAUCCUGUCAGACAAAGCUACGGAGCCAGCCAUCAAAUACAUUAACAAGAAAUUCCCCAACAUCGACAUCAGAGGAAACAGUCAACAUCUGACCAACAUCCAGAGACAGAAGGCUGAGGUGAUGUCAGCCACAGCCAGUUACUACAACUCCUUCCUGGAUGUCAUGGAGUUUAGGGACCAUGUCUAUGAGUUGUUUAAUACCAUUGAUGCCUGCCAGUGCUUCUUUGAUAUUACCAUCAACUUUGACUUCACCAAGAGCUACUUGGACCUGAUCGUCAUCUACACCUCUGUAAUCGUAAUGCUUUCUCGCAUCGAGGACAAGAGGGCCUUGGUGGGUUUGCACAACUGUGCCCAUGAGAUGACCACUGGGAGCAAUGAGCCAUCCUACCCAAGACUGGGCCAGAUGUUCAUCGAAUAUGACCAGCCCUGGAAGAAGCUUGCUCAGGAGUUUGGCCCUCACACAAGGUCGGUGACAGCGGCAGUGCUGUCUCUGCAGAUGGUGUACCCUCGCAGGAACCUGCCAGCAGAGCAGUGGAGGGGCAUCCAGCUCCUCAGCCUCCUCAGCUCUCCCACCAGCAUGUUAGAGCCUGCCUGCUGUGACACUAUGGCGUGUGAAUACCUCUCUCUCGAAGUGAUGGAGCGGUGGAUCAUCAUUGGUUUGCUGUUGUGCCACAGUAGUCUGAACACCAACCAGGCCUCCCAGGAGCUCUGGAAGAUGGCUCUGAGAAGUGGCCUGUUCCUCACCCUCAUCAGGGACGAGGUUAUCAACGUACACAAGGUCUCUGAGGACCUCUUUGACAACUUCAAAGGAUAUGGGAAGCGAAUUGCAGAUAUCAAGGAAUGCCGUGAGCAUGCUAUAGCUAACAGUGGGGUUAUGCACAGAGAGAGGAGACACUAUCUGAGGGGAGCUUUGAAAGAGUUGUUUAAAGUUCUGGAGGAUGAGCCCGGACUACUGGGACCCAAGGCGUUGCUCGUCUUCAUGGCUCUGUCGUUCUCCCGUGACGAGGUUCUGUGGCUUGUCCGGCACUCCGAGAACAUGCCCAAGAUCAAGAACCUGGAGGAUUAUGUAGACAAGUAGAUGGCACAGCUGCUGUUCUACACGGAGAAGCUAAGAAGUCUGAUGUCCAAACACAGCUAUGUAGUACAGCGCUACCACGUUCAGUACCUGGCCCAAUUUGAUGCCCUGGUACUCAACGACACCAUGCAGAACUUGUGUGUCUGCCCAGAGGAGGAGUCAGUCCUGUUGAGUUCAUUUGUAUCAACCCUCUCAGCACUCUCAGUCAAACAGGUGGAAAACAAAGAGGAGUUUGACUUCAAAGCUCUCAGACUUGACUGGUUAAGAUUACAGGCUUACUGUAGUGUGAGCAAGGCCCCGCUCCCACUGAAGGACUACCCUGACCUGGCCAAAGUAAUGAUCAUGACCCAGUUCCACACCCAGAUGGUGGACAACAUGGAGGAACUGCUGCAAGAGACCUCUCAGCUCUCCAUACUCUGUUUCUUUCCGCGUGUCUUUGAGAAGAUGUUCACCCAGAGCAGUGAGGAAGCCACCAUGAAACGUUAUCUCAUGGCCUUCCCGGUGGUCUGCUCCCAUUUUGUCCACUGUGGGCACCAUCUCUGUCCAGAGGAGACAGAAGCGAUUGAGAAGAAGAGUCUCCGUCUGUGUGUGGCCUUCCUGGAGCAGCUAGCCAAACAGACCAGCCAAGUUGUGUUAGAGAUAUGCGCCGAGCAGCACAACCUGGCUGACCAGCUACUGCCCAAACACUGUGCAGAGACCAUCAGCGUGGCCCGCAACAAGAAACUCAAGAAGGCCGUACCCAAGAGAGGAGAGGUGCAGAAACAGAAACCAGGGGCCGAAAGCCUGAGGAAAGACCGCUUCAUUGUCACCAACAUGGACAAGUUGCAUCUGGCGCUGACUGAGCUCUGCUCCUGCUACAGUCUCUGCAAUGACUUUGUCGUCUUCAACCACAUCAUCGUUCCCACUGAGUUUCUCCUUUCUCAACUGGAGGCACGCCUCUCUGAGAUAAUCGUGAAAUUGGCCAAUUACAACCAGACCACCCGUAACAUUACCCGCCCCUCGGAUCUUUUGGCGGGGAUAAGGGCCUACAUAACCAGCCUGCACACCCUGUCGAGCUACAUCAAUGUGGAUGUCACCCGCCUGGUGAGGAGUGUGCUGCUGCAGCAGACCCAGCCACUGGACUCGCAAGGAAAGGCCACCAUCACCACCCUCUAUACCAACUGGUAUCUGGAGGGUCUUUUGCGUCAGGCCAGCAGCAGCCUCAUCGUGCACUGUCCCACGAUGCAUUACUUCGUCAAUCAGGCUUCUGAAAAUGAGCCAAGCUUCCGAGCAGAGGAGUAUUCAGAUAUAUCAGAACUACAGGCCUUGGCAGAAAUAAUCGGCCCAUAUGGGAUGAAAUAUCUGAGUGAGAAUCUCUUGUGGCACAUCACCUCCCAAGUCAGUGAGCUGAAGAAACUAGUCAUCGAGAACAUGGAUGUCUUGGUGCAGAUGAGAAAUAACUUUGACAAGAUGGCAGAUCAUCAUAAGAGACUACCAGGUGGGGAAAACAUGCUGAAGAGAAUGACCAUUAUCGGGAUGCUCCUGACUUUCAGAGCGAUGACAAAAGAGGGUCUGAAGGAUAUCCUGCAGAAGCAUUGCCUUUACCUAAUGGGACCCAUCGAAUAUCUGAGGGAUUUCAUCUCACCUGAAACUGACAUUGAGACAACUCUGAGUGUUUUUGAGUUGGCCUCCAAUGCAGGGCUGAAAUGUGAUAUUGACCCUGACCUUGUCUCAGCAAUCACCAGGAUGCACACAGAUAACACGUCUGUUGAAGAGGAGUACAAAUUGUCCUAUUUGUUGCUUGUCUAUAUCGCUGCAUCCCUGCCUACACUUGCCCUGGACCCCAACUCCUUCUAUAGCCGAGAGCAUGGAGGACACAACAACAACAUCCACUGUUUAGCAACAGGCAUUAACCAGCUUGCUGCGGCCAUGUUCACCUCACAGAAGAAGGACGUUGAGCAGCACCUCAAAGAGUUCCUCCUGCUGGCUUCCUCCGCUCUGCUGCAGCUUGGCCAGAGUGUGGAGAAACAUGAGAGCAGAAACAGAGACUCCGUUUAUGUUCUCCUACACAUGAUUGUGGAAGAGUCUCCGUUCUUGAGCCAAGACAUGAUGGAGAAAUGUUUCCCAUAUGUACUGCUGAGGAACGCCUACAGAGAGGUGUACAAGGCAUUCGUUGUCACUUUGGGCUGAUUUUUUUCCCCCUUUUUUGAUUAAUGAAGGUAAAGGUGCAAGGUCAGUCAUGAAUACCUUAAUUUCCUCAUUCGGCUUUCCCUCUAUUCAGAGACAGUCUCCUGUUUUCCGUGAAGGGAUCACUCCACCCUGUUACAAUCUUUCAGAUCUUUCUACCUAGCCAAUGGCAUCUAUUCAAACCUGCCAAUCAAACAAUCAAACAAAUCCCUUUAGCACUGUGUUUUUAGUGUUAAGCAACCAUUUGCCCCAACUUCACCCCCCCACCCCUGUCCUAUGAAUUUAUGAUAUACGGGGUCAAUGCCAAAUCUUGGACUGUCCAUCAUUUUAAUUUCCCCAGUAAUUAUUUCAAAUCUAGAUGUUUCUCUCUCUGUGAUGGCCUGGCGGCCUGUCCAGGGUGUCUCCCCGCCUGCCACCCAAUGGCUGCUGGGAUAGGCUCCAGCAUCCCCGUGGCCCUUGAGAGCAGGAUAAGCAGUUUGGAUAAUGGAUGGAUGGAUGUUUCCAUUGUGGUUGAACUUUUGUAUUUAUUUAACUUUUUUUUACCAUGUUUUCAUAUUGGAAGGGUCCUGUAGAGUACAUGUUUUCACCCCUGCCCUGCUUCACAUUUGCACUGCACAUUUAUUUACUUCCACAUUUAGGAACUGUCGAGGUCAGCGUUGAUGCAUAUUUAUGGUAGUCGCUUGCAAAGGGGUAAACUCACAUUCACAUGCAGACUAAUUAUACGAUCAUAAACCGAUAAAGGCAUUAUUUCACUGCAAAAACAGUAAUGUUGAUCUGAUUAGUUUUAUUGGGGUAAGGUCAAUGUCAGAAUAAGCAUAACAUGAUUAAAGACACUAAGUAGCAUGUCGAAGUGUCCUUGAGCAAGACGUUGGACCCCUAACUGCUCCUGUUGAGCAGAUUGGUGCCUUGCAUAGAGGCCUCCACCAUCAGUGUAUGAAUGUGUGUGUGGAUGGCUGAAUGCGAAGCAUACACUGUAAAGCACUUUGAGUGGUCGGUAGACUAGAAAAGCGCUAUAUAAAUGCAGUCCAUUUACCAUUUUACCUUUUAAAGUGGAUUUUUGUUUAAUGCUUUCAUUUACUGGCGCAUGUAAACAUAGUAAUUUGGGUUCCUUUAGUUUUUUUUAAACUGUGCAUAUAAAAGCUCUCCAUAUGCAGUGAACCAGAUCCAUAUAUACAUUAGUGUUAGAGAAACCAUGCUAUUUUGAACCAUGUAAAUGCUUAAAUUGAGAUCCCCCCCCCCAGUACCAGUGUGCUCUGCCCCUUUUUAACUUUUAAAAAAAUGCACAGAAAUAGGACAUUAUGGGGGUCGAGUCUGUGCCGUUAUCACAGACAGGAAAGGGGAAGUGGUUGGUUGGGGUCAGACUGUCUCUAUAAAUAGUGGAGGGUGGUCACAUUAUAUUAUAUUUUAUUUUGCAUCUGUGAUGUGUUUGUGCACAAAGAUUUUGGAAAUGAAAGGAUUCAGAACUGCACAAUGUUGACAACGUUAUGACAGGAAAUACAGAUACUUUUACAUAUGCACAAAUUGUUGCCCCAUUUGAACCCAUGUCCUAAAAGGCCCAAACUCAAAAUUAUUUAAAAAGGGGCCUAAACUCUCAAAAUCAUAAGCAUCAAGCAGCGUGACGCUUGUUUCUUUUGUUUGUUUGUUUUCAGUUGUUUGUGUUAUUGAUGUUUCCUGUGGGUCCAUUUGACUCCCAUCUUGAAUGCAUAAUAAUGGUGCAUGGUGGUUUAGUGAUUAGCACCGUUUCCUCACAGCAUGAGAGUCUGUCAGCAUGGAGUGUGUUUGUGUGUUUACUCCCACAGUCCAAAGAUAUGCAUGAUAGAUUAUUUGGUGACUGUAAAUUGACCAUCGACAUUGUUUGUCUGGGGCCGGUUAUGGACAGACAAACCAUACGUGAUGUCUCCUCGCCUUCUCCCUAAUGCCUGAUAGGCUCCAGACCACUGCAAAUCUAAUUUAGAAUAAGCAGGUAUAGCCAUGAAUUAAUGAGUGAGAAUAACAGAAAGAGCAAAGACUUGCCCUUGUUUUUGUUUUCCAAACAUUAGGCAGGUUUUCUUUGGCACUAGGCUGCUUGUAUUAUCAUUCCAGACCCGAGGACACCUACAAUAUUAAAGAAUAACUGAAUGAGUAGUCAUAGUCUGACCUUUCACUCUUAAAUUUCCUCUCUCUGGGAAAGCUAUCAUUGUCAGACAGUUUAGAUAUGAACAAUGUACCAUUAUUGCCAUCUGACAAAAACAAACAAAAGGGUUUUGGUUUGUAGUAUUUUUAAUGUUUUUUUCAUGAUGUUUUAUUGAAAUUUGAUGUAUUUUUAUGUGAUGUAUCAUGUAUUACUAAUGUACUACUUACUUACUAUUCCACAUCCACUCUCUGGUUUUCUGAGAUCACUGUUGACGUCAGCCAGUUCAAACAGCAACCAUGAACCACAACUGCUAUGUCAGAGGAAGAGCAAAAAUAAUUUUAGAAUUUGUUAUAUAUGUGUUUUUUAACCUCCUUUGAUGCCAA
Molecule: messenger RNA, 5868 nt
Organism: Lampris incognitus (smalleye Pacific opah)
Lineage: Eukaryota; Metazoa; Chordata; Actinopteri; Lampriformes; Lampridae
Gene: nckap1l
Product: NCK associated protein 1 like
Exons: 31
Biological process (GO): cortical actin cytoskeleton organization; neuron projection morphogenesis; cell projection assembly
Cellular component (GO): SCAR complex
Source: RefSeq, a predicted model, not a curated record